This is a messenger RNA of Periophthalmus magnuspinnatus, 1551 nucleotides long. Its product is annotated as arrestin domain-containing protein 3-like. Gene Ontology annotation, biological process: protein transport. The transcript is spliced from 6 exons. NCBI's taxonomy places the organism in Eukaryota, Metazoa, Chordata, Actinopteri, Gobiiformes, Gobiidae. The coding region runs from base 1 to 924 and encodes 307 amino acids. Gene Ontology annotation, cellular component: cytoplasm; plasma membrane. The record is from RefSeq and is a predicted model, not a curated record.
AUGCUUUAUCAAUGCACACUUGUGAAAAUGACUAGCCUCUCCAUUGAGUACGAUGCCAACAACAAAGACAAUGUGUUCUCAAGAGGAGACAGCAUCUCAGGGAGGGUGGUGCUGGAGGUGUCCAAAGAGACCAAACUAGAUGGGGUCAUUGUAAAAGCCAAGGGCAAAGCGUCGGUACUGUGGAAUGAAUACUACUCACCUGGACAUAACAUAGUGUACUCUUCAAAAGAAAAGUACUUCUCCAUUGCGCAACAUGUACUUGACGAUUCAACACGUGGUUCUAAGAUGAUAGCAGUGGGCAGACACACGUUCCCUUUUACUUUUGAAAUACCAAAUAUGGAGCUACCAUCUUCUUUCAAGGGAAAACAUGGAAAAAUCACUUAUUUCCUGGAAGCAAGAGCCAUCAGAUCUAAGCGAGUGGAUCAGAAAGCUUCAGAAGAAUUCUUUAUUGUUUCCAAUGAAGACAAGUCCACCCCCGAGACAAUGAAACCCCAAUACAUGCGCAGUGAUAAGAAGAACGUGAUUUUGAACGUCCACACCAAAAGGAUGGGAUACCAGCAAGGAGACAAUAUUGAAAUCCAAACUGAAAUUAUCAACAACACAAACAGCACAGUCACGCCCAAGUACUACCUGUAUGAGAAGCAAAGUUUCCACACAAAAUUAAAGAGGAAGGUUUACACUAAUGACAUUAUAAAGGAGCCGGGACAACCAGUGGGGGCCAGAACGGAGCUGACCGACACCAAAGUUCUGCACAUCCCAAACCUGCUCCCUCCAACUCUCCUCAGCAGCUCCAUCGUCAAACUGGAAUACAGAGUCAAGGUGGUUCUGGACACAUCACUGAUAGGAAACGCAGAGGUUAAACUGCCAAUCGUUGUGAUGAGAGAGUCUAAGAAGCUGCAAGAACAAAACCAGAGCACUGUGUGAGCUAGACUGUCGUGCACCAAAGCAUGUUUUGUUGUUUGUUCAAAUGAUUUAAAAGCUGUGUAAGUAAACAUUAUGGUCAUAAACCCAACUGCUAUCACCCUACAACUGCUGGUCAAUGAUUGUCUGAUAAUUCCAUGUAAAGCGAUACAUUAAGAGGAAAAAAUAUCUCUGCUGUUUGUGUCAUUGUAAGUUUAUAAGUCGUAUAGUACAUACAAAACUAUAUUGUGUGAUGAGUUAUGGCUCCCACUGCCUUCACGUUUAAGAUAAGAGUCCAAAGUCCGACACUACAAUGCAAACACUUCAGUCACACCAGCUUAAACACGUAUCCAUGCAUGUUUUUACUGCAUUAUGUUCUCUCCCAAAUGCAGUUCAGUUUAUACUCUAUUUGUAAAGCUUAAAAUCACAACAGCAGUCAUCUUGCAAGAAAAAUUUGUUGAUUUAACCAGCAGAAAGUUAGAAAAUCAAACAAAGAAACACUGUCUGUCAUUGGUCAACAGCAGAUGAAGCAACAUUAACUAACUCCAAAUGUUCUUCUGCGUCUUUGUUUCUCAUCUGCAUGUUAUUCUCUUACAACAUUUCUAUUCAGCUUCCAUCAUUGUCUUCAAUUUACUUAUGUGAAGAAGAUCA